Messenger RNA from Oryza sativa Japonica Group (Japanese rice), 960 nucleotides. RefSeq names its product transcription factor MYB98. The record is from RefSeq and is a predicted model, not a curated record. Gene Ontology annotation, molecular function: DNA-binding transcription factor activity, RNA polymerase II-specific; RNA polymerase II cis-regulatory region sequence-specific DNA binding. Gene Ontology annotation, biological process: regulation of DNA-templated transcription. Gene Ontology annotation, cellular component: nucleus. NCBI's taxonomy places the organism in Eukaryota, Viridiplantae, Streptophyta, Magnoliopsida, Poales, Poaceae.
CUUCAUGAUCUUGAUCAUGAGUUCUUCAGAAGAGGAAGUAGGAAGGAUUUCAUCGACAAUGCUUCGUCGAUCUUUCUGUUGAACCCCAAGACUGAGGUUUCUCAUCUUGUAAGAGAUGUUCAAGUUGGAGCAUUUGGUGCGUAUGAGAUGAAUGGCAGGUUGAUUUCAAGAAACAAGGCGUCAAGGAAAGGUAUCAAGAAGGCUGAUGCUGUCAAAGGCCACUGGACAGUGGAAGAAGACAGGAAGCUGGUGAAAUUAGUGGAACAAUUUGGACUGAAGAAGUGGUCUCUGAUAGGGGGGAUGCUGCCUGGAAGAGUAGGAAAGCAAUGCAGAGAAAGAUGGUUCAACCAUUUGAGGCCUAACAUCAAGAAAGAUACUUGGAGCGAGGAGGAAGACAUGGUUCUGAUACAGAUACACAAGGAAGUUGGCAACAGAUGGGCAGAGAUAGCAAAAUGCCUACCUGGAAGAACUGAAAACUCCAUCAAAAACCACUGGAAUGCAACAAAAAGACGGCAAUUUGCGCGACGGCGCAACCGUUCUACCUCCAAAUCAGGAAGUACAGUUCUGCAAAACUACAUCAAAAGUCUUGCCAUUUCUCCACAAGAAUCACAGAUGAACAAUGAGAGGUCAGAAUCUAAUCCAUCUGACAUGAUGAUCACCCAAGGGACACCCUGCUGCUUUGAUGGGAACAAUUGCAGCCAAAGUCACACUUCUGAAGAGAAUAUAGUUCCUAGCUGUGGUGAUUUUGCAGCUGAAAUGUGGAGUGGUUUGUUUGACACAAAGGAAGAUGAGGAGGAUGAAGCACAAUACCUGCUCUAUGACAUGGACACUCAUGUUGACAUGAACUGUAUUUUCAGCAAUAUGGAUUAUGGUAGUAACAUUGAGCCUGGAUUAGCAUCAGUUGUGAAAGCAGAAUGUUCAGCAGAAAGCUGGGCUGUGAAUUUGAAGGAGACGGAUUAG